AUGCCUCCACGACUCCAACGCUUCAGAAUGAGAAUGAUGAGAUUUGAUGCAGAGACAUUGUAUAUUCCAGGAAAACAGCAGACAUCCGCUGACGCCUUGUCACGAGCGCCAGUAGAGAGGCCAGGAAUGGAUGAUGUCAACUUCGUAGAUGAGGUUGAAUCAUAUGCAUCAACAUCAGCCAUCAACCUCCCAGUGACAAUGCAGAGAUUUGAGGAAAUCAGAAAUGCACAAAAAGCAGAUGAAGUAUGUGCAAAAAUCAGAGACUACUGUGUUCAAGGAUGGCCAGACUACAUGCCACAUAACCCGAUCCUCAAACACUACUAUGAGCAGAGAGGACACCUGAGUGUGGUAGAGGACUUGCUUAUCUACGACGAGAGAAUAGUCAUUCCGAGAGCUCUGCGACUUGAUAUCCUUGAGAGGCUACAUCAAGGACAUCUGGGAAUCACCAAAUGCAGAGCCAGAGCCAGAGAUUCAGUGUGGUGGCCAGGUCUAUCAAAAUCAUUGGAGGAAAUGAUUUCAAGCUGCUUGACCUGUGCUAUCCAUCGCCAAGAGGUCCGCGAGCCUUUGAUGAGCUCAUCCUUUCCUUCAAGGCCAUGGGAGCGUCUUGGAAUGGACCUGUUUGAACUCAAAGGGAAAUCAUUCCUGAUAGUAGUUGACUACUACUCGAGGUGGAUUGAGGUCAAACAACUCCAAGGUCAGUCAACAAUGGCAGUGAUUUCUUCGCUGAAGGAGAUCUUUGCAGUCCAUGGGAUUCCAGACCUUGUGGUUUCAGACAAUGGUCCACAGUUCGCCAACGAGAACUUCAGAAAGCUUGCUGAAGAGUAUGGAUUCGUCCAUACAACCAGCUCUCCAAGAUACCCACAAGCUAAUGGUGAGGCUGAAAGAGGAGUUCGCACUGUGAAAGCGUUGCUGAAGAAGAACGACGACAUCCAGUUAGCCCUUCUCAGCUAUCAAGCGUCACCACUCCAAAACGGGUUAGCUCCUUGUGAACUUCUCAUGGGGAGGAGAUUGCAGACUCAGGUUCCUAUUUUGCCGCACAUGCUGCUGCCACGGGUACAACAGCCGGACCUGACGACUGUGAGAGAGAAAGAGGAGAAGUACAGGUCAGAUCAAAUGAUGACCUACAACAGACGUCAUGACUCACGUGAGCUUCCAGAGCUACAACCAGGAGAUUCCGUGUGGAUCCGUGAUCAGUCUCGCUACGGGAAAGUCACCCAGAAAGCGCAACAACCACGGUCCUACCAUGUCCAGACAGAACAUGGGACAGUACGUCUUAAUCGCCGUGCACUGAUUGCUGUCCAAGGUCAACCCACCAAGACCAGAGUGCCGGAGUCAUCCAUGAGCAACGAUCCAGAGAGACCUGACGAUUCUGAUGAAAGCGACUCAAUCGGUUCCCAACGUAACCAGCAGAUCAACCGGAAGCAGCCUGAGGGAGCCUCUACACCAACAGCUGCGACAGAGACGCGAACGCAGUCUGGACGACUCGUGAAACCACCAAAGCGACUGUCCAUGUAA
This is a messenger RNA of Strongylocentrotus purpuratus (purple sea urchin), 1515 nucleotides long. RefSeq lists its product as uncharacterized. The record is from RefSeq and is a predicted model, not a curated record. Gene Ontology annotation, biological process: DNA integration. Bases 1 to 1515 code for a protein of 504 amino acids. Lineage: Eukaryota; Metazoa; Echinodermata; Echinoidea; Camarodonta; Strongylocentrotidae. The transcript has a single exon. Gene Ontology annotation, molecular function: nucleic acid binding.